UCUCCGCCUUCCCUCAGGUACCGAUGGCGGCGAGUGACCCGGAAACGGCCCAGCAACAACUUGAUGAAAUUGAAGCCCUAUCAUCCAUAUAUGGUGAAGAUUGGUGUGUUGUUGAUGAAGAUGAAAAAAUCUAUUGCAUUAAGAUCAGCAAUUGUCUGGAGCAACCUAAAUGGACCCUCUGUUUACAGGUAGUUUUGCCUCCAGGAUAUCCAGCUGCCGAGCCACCUAUUUAUCAACUGAAUGCCUCUUGGCUUCGAGGACAGGAUUAUAUGGAACUAGCAAAUAGCUUGGAAGAAAUAUACAUACAGAACCUUGGUGAAAGUAUUCUUUAUUUAUGGGUGGAGAAGAUACGAGAAGUUCUGAUAGAAAAGGCACAGUCAUCAGGCUCAGCAGAACCAGAUAAUAAGAAAAUCAGUGAAGAAGUCGAUGAAGAUAAUGAAGAUGAUUUUCUCUUGGACCAUCAGCCAGUUCAGGAAGAUUCAGUUAAAAUGCUGAAUUUUAUUACAUCUGAAAGCCAAGAAGAUGAAGAACUGCCGUUGAUACAUCAUGGAAACCCAAUCACAGACCGAAGGAGUACCUUCCAGGCACAUCUGGCUCCUGUGGUGACACCUCGACAAGUAAAGAGAAUUCUUGAAAAAUUGUAUGAGAAUAAGAAAAUUGCUAGUGCUACCCACAACAUAUAUGCAUACAGAAUAUACUGUGAAGAUAAGCAGACCUUCUUACAGGAUUGUGAAGAUGAUGGGGAGACAGCAGCAGGAGGACGUCUUCUUCAUCUUAUGCAGAUUUUGAAUGUCCGCAACGUGUUAGUGGUGGUAUCCCGCUGGUAUGGAGGUAUUCUAUUAGGACCAGAUCGUUUUAAACACAUCAAUAAUUGUGCAAGAACUAUCCUUGUGGAAUACAACUACGUACAUUCAGUGGAAGAAUCAUCUAAACAAGUGGGAAAGAGCAAAAGGAUAAAGAAGGACAACAAGAAGAGAAUGGAACAUUAAUUUAUUGUUAAAAACUAAAAAGAAUUACUUUGCGCAUUUUUAUAGAAAUGAAAUGGGGACAUUAUUGCCUUAUCCACAACACACAUUUUGUAUUCAAAAGAAAAUUCAGUAAACCUAU
Messenger RNA from Rhea pennata, 1107 nucleotides. RefSeq names its product impact RWD domain protein (gene IMPACT). Bases 24 to 989 code for a protein of 321 amino acids. The record is from RefSeq and is a predicted model, not a curated record. Gene Ontology annotation, molecular function: protein binding. Gene Ontology annotation, biological process: regulation of translational initiation; GCN2-mediated signaling. The transcript is spliced from 11 exons. Gene Ontology annotation, cellular component: cytoplasm. Lineage: Eukaryota; Metazoa; Chordata; Aves; Rheiformes; Rheidae.